UCUCUUCCUCUUUUACUCUGUUUUAUGAGCAGUCACACCAGUGCACCAGGAGAGAUCGUCGGUUCCUGACAUACCGGUUCAGAAGUCAAGAUGUACCUGAGGUGCUGGCUGGCUCUGCUGCUGGCUCUAGUCCCUGCGACCUUAAGCACCAAACCUGGACUAAAGAUCAAGCUUACAGAAAAAGGCCUUGAAUAUGGUAAAUCACAGAGCAUUGCCGCCCUGCAGCAGAAACUCAAAUCCAUCAAAAUCCCCGACAUUUCAGGGUCAUGGAAGGUGUUGCACAUUGGCGUGGUCAAGUACAGAUUGUCAAAUAUGCAAAUAGUCAACAUUGGAUUACCAAAGACUGAAGUGGAUCUGGUGCCAGGUUCUGCAGUUAGACUGUCUAUUAGCAACACAUUCAUCAGCCUGCAUGGAAACUGGAAGAUCAAGUAUUUGCAUUAUAUGAAGAACAGCGGCUCUUUUGAUCUGAAUGUGAACAAACUCACAAUCACGACAGACAUCGCCAUCAAGAGUGAUGAGACGGGUCGGCCAGCGGUCAGCACUGUCAGUUGCGGAGCCACUGUUGGCAGCUUGACAAUCAAGUUCCAUGGUGGAGCCAGCUGGCUGUACAAUCUCAUUAAAGACGUAUUAGAAAACAAAGCGCGUAAGGAACUGCAGAAACAGAUCUGCCCUCUGGUGACCGAAGCAGUGUCUGAUUUAAACCCUCAGUUGAAAACUCUCAACGUCCUUGCCAAGGUGGACCAGUAUGCAGAGAUCGAAUACUCCAUGGUGUCGUCGCCCACCAUUUCAAACUCCUCUGUGGAGCUCAGCUUGAAGGGGGAAUUUUACAACAUUGGGAAGCACCAGGAGCCUCCGUUCUCCCCUGCAGACUUUUCCCUGCCGCCCCAGAUCGACAGAAUGUUGUACAUCGGCGUGUCUGUCUUCACCGCCAACUCUGCAGCCUUCGUCUAUAACAAAGCAGGAGCCCUCAGCCUGUACAUCACCGACGACAUGAUCCCACAAGGCUCUCCUUUCCGACUCAACACCAAAACAUUUGGAAUCUUCAUCCCACAGAUUGCGAAGCAAUUUCCAGGUCUGAUGAUGAAACUGUUGGUGAAGACAGUGAAAGAUCCCAUCAUUACUUUUCAACCCAACAACGUGACGGUUCAGGCCACCGCCACAGUGACAGCCUACGCUAUCCAACCCAACGCCACACUUGCCCCUCUUUUUGUUCUAAACUUGGAGACCAGCGUCAGCGCCCAUGUGUUUGUUAGUGGAAUGAGCCUGGCUGGAGACGUCGCCCUCAACAAAAUCAAUCUGACCCUGGCCACAAGUUACGUAGGAGACUUUCAGUUCAAACCUCUGGACAACAUGUUCCAAAUGGUCCUCAAAGUGGUGGUGAUACCGAAACUGAAUGCUCAACUUGGUAAAGGACACCCCCUCCCUACAUUUGGAAAGACGAAGCUUGUGAACACCCAGCUUCAAGUCCUAAAGGACUACAUGCUGAUUGGGACAGAUGUUCAGUUCACAGGCUGAACUGCAUUCCAGAGGAUUGUCUUCUGCACUUGGGUAUGCCGCAAUAAAAGCACAAUCACAGCUGGAGAACAACUACCAGACACAAAUUUUAAAGAAGCAUCUAAAUUAAUUUAAAUUCUGCAACAAGAAUGAUAAUAAUAAAGAUCUACAGCUUUGGAUAUCACCUUA
Molecule: messenger RNA, 1683 nt
Organism: Stegastes partitus (bicolor damselfish)
Lineage: Eukaryota; Metazoa; Chordata; Actinopteri; Pomacentridae
Product: bactericidal permeability-increasing protein-like
Exons: 16
Coding region: 91-1515 (474 amino acids)
Molecular function (GO): lipid binding
Source: RefSeq, a predicted model, not a curated record